Hemiscyllium ocellatum (epaulette shark) is the source of this 2186-nucleotide messenger RNA. RefSeq lists its product as uncharacterized. The record is from RefSeq and is a predicted model, not a curated record. NCBI's taxonomy places the organism in Eukaryota, Metazoa, Chordata, Chondrichthyes, Orectolobiformes, Hemiscylliidae. The coding region runs from base 23 to 1312 and encodes 429 amino acids. The transcript has 2 exons.
GGAGGCCCCGGCUCAGGGGGCCAUGAUGGCGGCCGCUGGAAAGGAGCAGGCGCUAUCCCGGAGAGGGAGCGGAGUCCCUUAUAAACAGCAGCUGGAGAUGCUGAUUGGAGACUGCACUGACAAUUUAAUUAAACGGAUAAUGAGACUCAUUCUACAAGACACCUAUGAGGCCCAGUCAGAACUACACACUAUCAUGUUAAAUUUGUUUGAGAAAAUCUGUAUUAAUGGAGCUGAUGACUGUCGCCCAGAAGCACAUGUUUUUUUGCAGCGCUUUGCUGAAAUUGCAUGGUCUGAGCUGGUGGAUGAAUGCUUUGCUGAAGGUAGCAUGAAGUUGAUUCACUCACAUUCUACAUUUUUUCAGGCUUUGGGCUUCUUACGUCGAAUAUCUUGUUACUUGCCCUGUGUCAGACGAAUGUGGGAUAAACGAUACAGAAUUGUUACAAAUAUUGGCAUCAUGCUUGUUUUUGAUGGUGAAAUUACCCAUUUACGCCAUUUUAUCUGGCAGGAGUGCUUGAAAAUACUGUACAAUUGCCUUGUCUUGUGCAAUGAGGAUGACAUAAAGUAUCUUUGCCAAUUGCAGAUCUUUAACUGCUUAGAAGUGGCUUGGAAAAUGUCUGAUCAAAGGUUGAACCUUGGGUUGCUUGUUAAAGCAUGGCUGGUCCUUGCAGAGCAUUAUCAUAUUCCAAUUUGUAAGCAAACCUGGGACAGGUCUUCCUUCCCACAGAUAAUUUGGUACUUGUCACAGGAAGAUGAAUAUGAAAUGGCAGGAGUGCACAUUGCUAAAAAAGCCAUGCUGGCGGUGGAGAAUCCUGAAGCAUACAAGAAAAACCCUUAUGUGCAUUAUAAACAGAAAACGAGGUACAUAUCCACAAUUUCUGACAUUGAAACCAAAUUGCCAGAAACAUUCCCAACUAUAUGCUCUUCCCCUGUUUGUAAUGAACUGGAGGAUUUGGACUGUCAUUUUCGCUCUUGCGAACGCUGUCGACUUGCAUAUUACUGCAGUAAAAUUUGUCAGAAGUACCAUUGGAAGCAUGGCCACAAAGAGGAAUGUGUUCCCCUGAUUCCAAAGGAGGAUAUCCUCAAAUAUUACACUGAAGAUGUGAUAAAUGACUUUCAACUGUACUGUAUAAGCCUGUCGAAUAGCAAGAUGCUGGAAAGCAUUAUGGGUCAAACCAUUCCGAAGCGUAAGAGAGGAGAUGGUGUUCGCUGCUUAGGUGUCCUUGUUAAAAACGAGCAGGGUCAGUGGGUUACCAUUGAUGAACAUGCGCCUGAUUCCAAGAAGCAUCCCCGAAGAAAUAGACCCAAAGACUAACUUUUGCUUUGAUGACAUUUGAGUUAAAAAUUAGACAUUUUACAUCUGGUGAAAGAAACUGAAGAAAGCAAUGUUGACAGAAAUUAAGCUUUCAAACUUCAUCAAAAGUAAUUAACUCAAGACUUCCAACUGCACUAAUGUCAACUGCCUCAUUACUGAGGAUUACUGCUGCAUUAUGGACAAUAGAUCGAGCACUGACGGUAUUUCUGGUUACGCCUGGUUUUAGCUCUGAAAUUCAUGAGUACUACACGCUGCGCAAGACCCAAAACCAAUAGUGUCUUAGCUGCUUUUCCAAACACUAACUAAUAUUGCCUGUGGGUGUGCUCUAAUUGAAUCUGCAGAGACAGAUUCAGAACCAAGAUUCACCCAUGUCCACAGCAGUGUGACAAGUUCACAUGUAAAAAUGGGUAGUAACUACCUUUUAGUUCCAAAGCUUUUUAUUCUGAGAAAGCAUAGGAAUUAUUUAACAUUUACUUGAAUAACUGCAAAUGUCAUCUAUCUCGCUAAUUCUUUAUCUAAAUAAUCUCACUGCCUAUUUUAUGAUCUUUCCAGCUGUUAACCUGUAAGUCAACCUUGUGUUAAAACUCCAAGCUUGUUUGAGUUGCAUUUACUUCAGAAUUUCUUUUACACCUUUCUGAACUAGAUGCCUCCAAUUUCUGCUGUUAAACUCCUUAAUUCCUAAAACUAAGUGAUAUUCUAAAGCACACAAAUUAUGGACGAGAUAUUCAAAAUGAAGUAUUGCCUUUUUGAGAAGAAAUGUUUUAUUUUGGCAUUCUCUGAUUCAUUUAGUGUGCUAGCAAAAUGACUUGUUUUGGUGAAUCUAACCAGUUGUUUAAUUGCCACUUGUAACCUGAAUCCCAAAUAAAAAAUGGAU